Chiloscyllium plagiosum (whitespotted bambooshark) is the source of this 3554-nucleotide messenger RNA. Lineage: Eukaryota; Metazoa; Chordata; Chondrichthyes; Orectolobiformes; Hemiscylliidae. The record is from RefSeq and is a predicted model, not a curated record.
UGUCCCUCGAACUUGUGUGAAAUGCCUUAUUUUGCAGCUUCGUAUAUCUAUUAGUGAGGAGACAUCACGUGGACCCCUUGCAAUCAAUUAAAACAUUUCUUCACUCUCUUUCCGUCGUAGUUGUCGGCGUGGCAUUGAGGAAAUCCGGAUGUUUGGGUGACAUCAGCAGAGCUGGGACGGGCACUCCACUGCUCACAUUUCAUUCCACCAACUACAGCGCCGUUUCAAGCCGUUUCCAGGACCUCUUGCACAGCAAUGCAGCAGGCGGCUGAAGCUGGCGGCUUUGGUGACUGAGGAGGCCAAACGUUCCUCUUGGCCGCCUGGCCGGGAUUUAUUUUUCCACGAACAUGGAAGAGGGUCUGAGCUCCCUUAAGCAGUUCGCCCUCCCUGUCGGUAAACUGGCUUCUUGGAUUGCAGCGGUGGCAAUGAUGUUUGGUGGAGUAGUGCCCUACAUUCCUCAAUACAGGGAUAUCAAGCGCACACAGAAUGCAGAGGGGUUCUCCAUCUACGUUUGCUUGGUGUUGCUUGUGGCUAAUAUAUUGAGGAUAUUAUUUUGGUUUGGAAGGUACUUUGAACCACCCCUUUUAUUACAAAGUAUAAUCAUGAUCAUUACCAUGCUGGUGAUGUUGAAGUUAUGUACUGCUGUUCGUGUAGCCAGUGAACUCACAACACGACGCCGUGCCUUUACAGACAAUAAAGAUGAAGAAGUCAAAACUCCUAGGAAGUUCUUUCUGGACUUUGACUUGCAGUACUUCUGGCUGUGGAGCAGAUUUAUUGAUUACAUACAGUGUGUCUUGGCUUUCACUGUUGUUGCUGCAUACAUAACCUACCUCCUUAUUGAUUCUUCACUCUUCGUGGAAACACUUGGCUUCUUCGCUGUCUUUACCGAGGCAAUGCUUGGCACACCACAACUGUACCGCAACUACGAGAACAAAUCAACAGAAGGAAUGAGUGAUUAUACACACUGGACCUCGGUGUUGUGUAUUGUAUUCAGAUGGAGAAGAGUGGUGAGAUCUAAACUUGCGAGGCUCCUGUUGACAACUGUGCUGAAACCAGAUGCUUCUCCACAAGAAGAAAGCAUCAGAGGCAGGAGGAAUUGCCACAAUCUCUUCAGAACAAGCAACUUCAGAGUAAUAUCAAUACGAGUUUCAGAGCAGGUUAUAUCUGUUCAGUUUUGAAUGUUACGAAGAGAAGGUUUUAUUUUUAAAUGACAUAAGAUUAUCCUUAGCCAGAAAAUAAAUUAUGGUCCAUUGCAAAGUAAAGUGAGAUCUGACUUUUAGUGCAAAAGUGCAUGCUGAAAAUACACAAUGAUGCUGACACUUUUUUACUUGUUCCUUCAUGGUUUUUAUUUUAUUACUCAAUAAUUUAGUAAAAUGAUGUCUGCACCAUUUUAAAUCACAGGUUAAAGAGUUCACAUUUUGCUCGUACAGCAUUCCCGUCCCACUCCCAACCAUUUGAAUUAGUCUGAUUGAAAUUGCCCACGUUUAAUUUACAGUUGUCAUGCUUAUAUAAUUAGCAUUGUUUCAAGAAAAAAUUUAUACAUUAGGUAACAAAUUAAAAGACACAAAUCUGAUUUAAUUCUUGCUCAUCUGUGGAUCACUGAGUGAUGAGUUCCUACUUCCUUCAAGUCAAUUGAGUCAGUAAUAAAAUGGGCAUGCAUUUAAAACAAACGCUCAAAAAUUGCUUUGAUACCCACAGCAACUACGCAGAGAGGACUGGGAGGCAGGGAAAGCCUGUUUAAUUUGAUUACGGUUGGUCUGUAUGGGAUGAUGCUCAUUGGAGCUGCAUAUUGUGUAUUAAGAUGAAGUAGAAGGGUUGUUACCAACCUGAAUUUAUUUUAAUAGUCUGAUCUAUUAACUAGAAUAAAAUUCAGUGCUGUUAAUCCAGAUCACAUUGAAUUGCUUUCCUUUUGCCUUUAAAAGCAGUGUUUUUUAUCUGUGUCCAGUAAAUCCAUCUCUAAACCUGCUUACGUUGUCAAACCCAAGUAAGUGACAAGUCCUUGCCCUAUGUUUUGGACUAUAACCAAGCUCCUUUAGUUUACUGGUUUUUACAUAUAAAUUGUUGAUGUGAUGUGAUGUGACUUCUGAUCAUUGUACAAUUGUAUUUAUCUGAACCUUUUUUGUUUACAUGUAUAUUGUUAAGUUGGCUGUUCAUUUCACAUUUGUAGACAGCCAGCAAUCUGAAACUAUAUUUAUCACACUGAAGUCAAUGAAGCAGCAUCAUAACUAACUUACAGUGGCUGAGAGAAAUUUAAUUGAAACCUAUAAGUAAUAAGUUUAAUAUAGCUACAGUGGAAUAUUAAGCCAACCAUUAGGUUGAUGAUGAGACUUUGGCUCCAAAGAAGUAUACCUAGUGAGGUAAAUAGAUCUACCUAGUUUACAACUAUAAUUCUCCCUAUUCGCUCAGGAGUUAUUAGUUGAUCGCUGUGAAAUAUUUUUGUCAUUGAAUGAUAACUGUUUGACUGCAAAUUUGAUCUUUCUGAUCCACAGCUGAUUGCUAUAUUUUGCUUUGGGCCGAAGUGACCUUAAAGUUAAGUCUAUGGUAUUUAAAUGUGAGCCAUUAUCUGAUGUUUUUAUAUUCAGCAAAAUAUCUGUAUAGGGAGUUGCUGAAUGCUGAUCUUUUUACUUUGAUUAUCAAGAAAGCUCAAUUUUCUUAAAUAGUUUCUAAGAAUAUACUAUUCAAAGUCAAGAAUUAUGAAUUAUUACACAGUAGUUGACUGAAGUAUAAAGCUCUAGGAAUAAACUAGCUAUCGCUUCCACUCUGGUGAGUAAGUCUGUCAUUUGGUGAUUUGGUCAAACCUUGUGUACCUUACUAAUCCAAACCCUGCAACACAUCUUCAUUUUAAAACUGAAUUGAGCCUAUUCAAGUGUGUUUUGCACAGGCUGUGGGCCAUUUAUACUAUGGCAUUAGAAGGCAGCGAUAAGUUAUGUUACCUGCUGUGCUUAAUUAGCAAGCAAAAAUUAGAGAAUCCCAUUGUGCUGACUUAUCAAUCCAUGGGUGUGUAAUGUUUGGUUUUAUAAUGUUUGUAUAAUUUUGUUUUGUCCAUUUGGUGUUCAGUAAAUUGGCUUCAGAAGCAUAUGCUAUGGGAAUAUAUUGGUUACGUUGGAAUUUCAUACUUCACAGCUUGUCUUGCAACUUGUUGGCAGUGCUUUAUUUCAAGGAUUACUUGGAAAUGUAGGAAAUGUUUGUUUACAAUUUUUUUUAUUCAGAUUUACAUUUGUGAACGCUUAUUUAAAAGUAUUGAAGAUUACUGUUAAUUUGUAUUCUUCUGUCAACUCUACCAAAAAAACUAAAAGACUCAAUUGCCAAAUGAAGGCAGGUGAGCGCACUUAACCAGCAAAAGGAAUGUUCUACAAUCCUAUAUCCAGCCUUCACUCAGAGUUUUAAGUAUGCGCUGCCAUUCAACAUCAUGGUUGGAGGCAAAAUGAGAGAGUCAAAAGAAGUCGGCACAAGAUUACAUGUGUUAAAUAUGUAAAGACAUACACUGGUCUGUCAUGUACAUCUGUAUAUUAAACUGAAACCUAAAGAAGAAUAAACAUUUGGAACUGUGCACA